AUGAAAUCUGCUGCUGCGCUUAAGAAACUGAGAGCUUUAAUGAAAAAUCUUACUUAUGUAAAUGAACCACUAAAUGCUUACAUAGUUCCAGAAACUGACUCCCAUUCAGUUGAAUAUUUGGCAGAAUGUGAUAAAAGAAGAUCAUUUAUUUCUGGCUUUACUGGCUCAUACGGCACUGCCAUUAUAACAGAUAAACAUGCUUGUUUAUGGACGGAUGGACGUUAUUUUAUUCAAGCCAGCAAAGAAUUAGAUAGUGAAUAUUGGACAUUAAUGAAAGAAGGUACUCCAUCUACUCCUAGUCAAGAAAUUUGGUUGGUUCAAAAUUUACCAGAAGGCAGCAGAGUUGGAGUUGAUCCUAAAUACAUGCAAUAUGAUAAAUGGAUUAUACUACAAACAGAAUUGGAAUCUUCAGGACUUAACCUUGUGCCUGUUAGUACGAAUCUUAUCGAUGUCAUUUGGGAAAACAAACCUGAACCCCCCAAUUCAAUUAUUGAACCCCUGCCUUUUAAGUACAGCGGAAAAACUUCCAAAACGAAAAUAAAUGAAGUAAGAGCUAUAAUGAAAGAGAAAAAAGCUAAAAUUCUAGUUAUUACUGCACUGGAUGAAAUAGCAUGGUUGUUAAAUUUAAGAGGCUCAGACAUUGAAUAUAAUCCCGUUUUCUUUUCGUAUGCUAUUGUAACAAUGAAUACAACAUAUUUGUUCAUUGAUAAUUCGAAAAUAACCUCUUCAGUGAUGAAACAAUUUAAAACAGAAGAUGUCGAUAUUAAUAUUCAACCUUAUGAAAAAAUUCAAGAUGUUUUAAUUCAGUUCAUUGAAAAAGAACAAGGAAGAAUUUGGAUUAGUCAUAACUCAAAUUAUGAUUUGGUGUCGUUAAUACCUGAAAAAAGAAGAUUCACACAAAUAUGUCCUGUAGCUCCUUUAAAAGCUAUAAAAAAUAAUACUGAAAUUCAAGGUAGAUUAAUCAAUUGUCACAUUAGAGAUGGUGCUGCUUUAUGCUGUUAUUUUGCUUGGUUAGAAAAUAAUGUGGGUAAAGAAGUUAUAACAGAAGUGAGUGGAGCAGACAAGCUAGAAGAAUUCAGGAAAAAACUUGAUGAUUAUGUUGGACUGAGCUUUCCGACUAUAUCUUCUGUGGGUCCCAAUGCAGCUAUCACACAUUAUCGUCCAGAAAAAGGAACUGAUUUAAACAUUACAACUAAUCAAAUAUAUUUAUGUGACUCCGGAGCUCAAUUCAAAGAUGGUACCACAGAUGUUACUAGGACAUUACAUUUUGGAACUCCGAAAGAUUUUGAAAAAGAAUGUUUUACAAGAGUUUUAAAAGGUCAAAUUUAUUUAGCAACUUCAAUUUUUCCUACCAAAAUCAAGGGGAAUCAUUUAGAUACUCUGGCAAGAAAGUACUUAUGGGAUGUUGGACUUGAUUACAUGCACGGGACGGGACACGGUAUUGGAAUGUAUUUAAAUGUACACGAAGGACCAAUGGGUAUAUCAUGGAGACCUUAUCCGGAUGAUCCAGGAUUAGAAGAAGGAAUGUUUUUGUCUAACGAACCCGGUUACUAUCAAGAUAAUGAAUUUGGCAUAAGAUUAGAAAAUAUUGUUAGAGUUAUUCGAGCGAAUCCUCCAAAUAAUUUUAAAAAUAGAGGGUUUUUAACUUUUGAAACUGUGACAAUGGUACCCAUUCAGAAAAAAAUGAUAAUUCCCGAUAUGCUCACAGAAAAAGAAAUAUCAUAUUUGAAUGCUUAUCAUUUAGAGUGCAGGGAAAAAGUUGGACCUUUGCUUAACGAGAUGGGUGAAAAAGAGGCUUUGCAUUGGCUAACGAAAGAAACACAACCUAUAGGUUAG
Pediculus humanus corporis (human body louse) is the source of this 1836-nucleotide messenger RNA. Its product is annotated as Xaa-Pro aminopeptidase, putative. NCBI's taxonomy places the organism in Eukaryota, Metazoa, Arthropoda, Insecta, Psocodea, Pediculidae. The transcript has 10 exons. Gene Ontology annotation, molecular function: metalloaminopeptidase activity. The record is from RefSeq and is a predicted model, not a curated record. Bases 1 to 1836 code for a protein of 611 amino acids.